Messenger RNA from Gasterosteus aculeatus aculeatus (three-spined stickleback), 2749 nucleotides. RefSeq names its product acetylserotonin O-methyltransferase-like (gene asmtl). Gene Ontology annotation, molecular function: protein dimerization activity; nucleoside triphosphate diphosphatase activity; O-methyltransferase activity. Lineage: Eukaryota; Metazoa; Chordata; Actinopteri; Perciformes; Gasterosteidae. The record is from RefSeq and is a predicted model, not a curated record.
CGUAAGCGCCGUCACGUUGGCGCCGGAGUCCUUAUAGUCGUUACCAGCUCGGAUGCAGCUGUGACCGUUUCCUGACUGGAGCAAAUAAUAUACGAGCAGGGCGGUUCUGAAAGGAGGCGCCAUGGUGCUGAAUCCCGUCAUUUCCAAGCUCGCCGGAAAACUGGUGGUGCUGGCAAGUGCUUCUCCCAGAAGACUGGAGAUCCUCAGUAACGCGGGCCUACGGUUUGAAGUGGUGCCGUCCUGGUUCAAAGAAACCCUCGACAAAGGACUCUUCAAAGCACCUCAGGAGUACGCUGUAGAGACGGCCAAGCAGAAGGCCCUGGAGGUGGCCAGGAGGAUGCCCUUUAAGCAUCUGAAGACUCCAGACAUGGUAAUCGGAGCCGACACUAUUGUGACUGUAGAUGGCAUGAUUCUGGAGAAGCCGGCGGACAAAGACGAUGCCUACAGGAUGCUGUCGAGCUUGAAUGGCAAAGAGCACAGCGUGGUGACUGGUGUAGCUAUUGUCCUCUGCCAUGAGAAAGACAACGAAGAAGUGGAUUACCAGUCGAUUGAAUUCUAUGAAGAAACGAAGGUGAAGUUCGCUGAUCUCUCCGAUAAUAUGCUGUGGGAGUACAUCAAUAGCGGUGAACCCAUGGACAAGGCUGGAGGCUACGGUAUCCAGGCCCUGGGCGGGAUGCUGGUGGAGUACGUACAUGGAGACUUCCUCAAUGUUGUGGGUUUCCCUCUCAACCACUUCUGCAAACAGCUGGACCGUAUUUACAACCGAUGCGCUUCGUCCUCGGACGUAGAGAGCACGUCCCUCUGGCCGAGCCACGCUUCCUCUGUGCUCACGCCGGCCCCGGGCAAUCUCAGCGACUGUGACAAUGCAGCGCUACCGCCAACGACCAGCAGGGGGCGAGGGGCCGAGCGCAACGCGACAAAGCAAGACGCCAUUGAGCCGAAAAAAGAAGACCUACAGCAAAUCGUCGAUCUGAUUGAUGGCUUCAAAGCCUCAAAGGCACUGUUUACGGCAUCGGAGAUGUGUGUGUUUGACCUGCUACACAGCCGGCCUGGACUGGAUGCCGCGCAGGUGGCCCUGCAGAUCAAAGCCUCUGUGAAGGGCACCGAGUGCCUGCUGGAAGCCUGCGUGUCUCUGGGACUGUUGAGGAGCAAAGAGAGAACGCGCCAGAAGCCGGUGUUCGAGAACACGAGUCUGGCCGCUGCCUUUCUGCUGACGGACGCUCCGCACUCGCUGCGCGCUUACAUCCGCUACUGCAACGAGGCCGUGAUGCCUCUCUUCUCCCACCUCGAGAGCGCCGUGAGCGAGGGGUCCAGCCAGCGGGAGAAGUUAUUUGGAAAGACGUCCAAGGACACUUCCUCCAACAGUCAAGAAGUCAAACUGAGAUUCUUGGACGCCAUGCACAGCAUCGCUAAAGUUACAGCACUAGCUGUAGCAACGGCCUUUGACCUCUCCGGGUUUAAAAGUGCUUGCGACCUCGGAGGAUGCACUGGGGCCGUCGCCUAUGAGUUUACCAAAGCCCAUCCCGGGAUGUCUGUGACCGUGUUUGACUUGCCAGCGGUGGUUGAGAUGAGCGAUCGUUUCCAUCCUUUGCACGCAGACAACAGGGUGUCAUUCCUCGCAGGAGACUUCUUUAAAGACGAGCUGCCCAAAGCAGACCUGUACGUCCUUAGCAGGAUUCUCCACGACUGGUCCGAUGAGAAAGUGCAUAUUCUGCUAAGUAAAGUCGCAGAUGUUUGCACACCAGGUUGCGGGCUCCUGCUCAGUGAGAUCUUCCUGGAUGAAGACCGAGGCGGCCCGCGGUGCUGCCUGCUGCACGCCCUCAGCAUGAGCGAGGGCAGGCAGAGGAGCGCGGCGGAGUACGCCGUGCUUCUGGAGCGCCACGGCUUCGCAACGGCACACAUCGCGCACACGGACAGCAUCCUGGGUGCCAUGCUGUGCAUCAAAGCGUGACCCCCCCCCCCCGACACUCUGUUCAAGGCCCCGGGGGACACUGCACGCUACCCCAAAUUGUCCUGCGGCGGGAGCGUGCGAGACAGAUGUGCGUCACGAAUCAGACGGCCCGGCGCAGGUUCCCAUCGAGCACGGCUCCGAGACGUGCACAUCCGUGCAGCGCGCGGCCCCCUUGCAGCGCCCCGGCUCUUUGUCUCUUUGUGUACGAGCAACAACAGCAAACCUCCGCAAGGCCCCUUUUUCUCUUUUCUUUUUUCUUCUCUUCUAAUGAAAACCAUUCAAGUCAAUCAAGUUUACCAGAGACCAAAGGCCGGUGUAAUUUAGGGAAAAUUGCUUGAAACUCCAAAGUAAUCUUGUGUAAUGCGAUCUUGCCCGCGGAGACAGCGGCCGUACUGUAACGUGUCGGAUAAGAGCUCAGUCACUCUCUGCAGACGCAGCGCUGACGUCCACCUGCAAGCAAUCAGCGAUCUCCUGUUAAGGGCUUUGAUAUUAAAAUGAGUGAUUUAAGAGCGAGGAGAUAGCGACUAGAAAGCACUUCCAUGUGUCGAUAGCGGGGAUAAGCUGGCUUUCUGGGGUUUGAGUCACAGCCACAGUGUUUUGUGUGAGAAAGCAGGACGUGUUUGAACAAGAAUGAUGUAAUGACGACCUGUUGGAUAAUGAAGAGGCCGACGUUUUAUAAGAUUAAACGUGUGGACCUUCUUACGACGGGGACUUGUACCUCAUUGCAACUUCUAGUUUCACCAUUUGGGGGCAUCAUUGUCUCAAAGAAAAUAAAAACCUCCCCCCUCCGAAGGCUGA